AUCUAGUCGGUCACACUUACACAGUUACACCCAUUCAAUUUUUUCUUUUCACAUAAAUAUCUUGUCGGUCAGUUUAAACGACACAAUUUUACAUCAAGUACUCCAAAACGACACCGUAUGUCACAUUCUUCAAUUACACUGCAAUCAACCCCUCCAUAACUAUUGUCAGAAUAUCUCAACUCUCAUUUCUCCUUCUGGUCUCUCCUUGUCUAUAAUCACCUACUUGGGAACAUCUCAAUCUUGGCAUUCAUUCUCAAUCUUCUAAGGUUUUUCUAUUUUUUCACUCUUUUUUCAUUUUUGUGAACGUUUUGUUAUUCAGAUUUGCUUGUACUUUCAGCAAUCAAGAUCUACCUAUUAAUCCCAAAUGUUGUUUUUUAACCAUUAGAAUAGAAAUUAACAACUAGAUCUUUAGAAUUUUGUAGAAAGUUCCAGACUUUGAAGAUUAUCUAGUUUUCAGCAAUCAAGAUCUUGUCAUUGAUCCUAAAUGUUGGUUUUCUACCAUUAGAGUUGAAAUUACCAAUUGGGUCUUUGAAUUUUAGUAGAAGGCUGCAAACAUUGAACCUGAUUUGUUCAAACCAUCAAAAUGGUUCCUCUUAAUGUAGAGGGUUCAAAACAAUAUUAUGCUACAAGUAGUCUUGUAGUUGGGUAUGCUCUUUGUUCAAGUUUAUUAGCUGUGAUUAACAAAUUUGCUAUCACUAAGUUUAAUUACCCUGGAUUAUUGACUGCUUUGCAAUACUUAACCUCAGCUUUAGGUGUUUGGGUUUUGGGGAAAUUAGGGUUUUUGCACCAUGAUACUUUCACUAUUGAAAAUGCCAAGAAAUUUAUGCCUGCUGCAUUGGUGUUUUAUCUUGCUAUCUUCACGAACACGAACCUGCUUCGACAUGCCAAUGUCGAUACAUUCAUUGUGUUUCGAUCUUGUACUCCCCUUUUGGUUGCCCUCGCUGAUACCAUGUUUAGGAAGCAGCCAUUGCCAUCUAAGUUAACAUUUGUAUCAUUGUUGAUCAUUUUGAGUGGUGCUUUUGGUUAUGUUGCUACUGAUUCGGCCUUUACAUUGACUGCUUAUUCAUGGGCGUUUGCGUAUUUGGUGACUAUCACUACUGAAAUGGUUUACAUUAAGCAUAUGGUGACUAAUCUCGGUUUGAACACUUGGGGUUUCGUGUUGUAUAACAAUUUGUUGUCAUUGAUGCUGGCACCUGUGUUUUGGAUCAUCACAGGCGAGUAUGCUGAGGUUUUUGAUGCCCUGGCUUCAAAUGCUGGGGAUUGGUUCAAUUCGACUGCAUUCAUUGCUGUUUCAUUGUCCUGUGUUUUUGGAUUGUUGAUUAGCUUUUUCGGGUUUGCUGCUCGGAAAGCAAUUUCUGCUACGGCUUUCACUGUUACUGGGGUGGUAAAUAAGUUUCUCACUGUAGUGAUAAAUGUAAUGAUCUGGGAUAAGCAUGCUAGUCCUUUUGGUUUGAUUUGUCUGCUUCUUACUAUUGCUGGUGGUGUGCUCUACCAGCAAUCGGUUACUGGUGCUCCACCCGCAUCUAAGCAGGUUGCAAAUGAGAGUGAAGCCGAGAAAUUUCUUAGCGAUGAAGAGAAAGGCAUUUCAGGCAAGAUAUCAGGUGUAUGAUGUGCCAUGUCGUUUCUUCAUUGAAGAUGAUUUGGUAUUUCCUCUUUAUUCUUGGAGAUCACACUCAAUCAUCACAUACUAAGGAAGUAUUAAUUUUAUGAACGAGAUUCAUAUUUUUAUCGUUUAAUGGAUUUAUCUUGUUAGAAUCUUUUUACUAGUUAUGUUUAGAUAGUAUUAGUAUACGGUAAUGUUCCCAUGAGCAGCGUAUUAAGUAGUAGGCAUAAGCUUGGGUGUAAGCUUAUCGUUGUGAUAGGUAAAGUACUUUCUUUAUCACGCUUUCUUUUUGGAAUGCUAGAGUACGUAUUAUUGUAUCAACCAUCAGAUAUCUAAAGUUUAGGAUGAAUUUUGAUUGUCAGUUGUGAUUGUCUGUGUUUUGAGACUUAUGAUGCUAUGUUAUACAUUUAUAUGCUAACUUAGUAUGCAUUCUUAUGUUUGAAGUUUAAUAGUAUUUGUAGUUUAUGGUAA
Amaranthus tricolor (Joseph's coat) is the source of this 2074-nucleotide messenger RNA. Its product is annotated as GDP-fucose transporter 1. Bases 584 to 1609 code for a protein of 341 amino acids. The transcript has a single exon. The record is from RefSeq and is a predicted model, not a curated record. Lineage: Eukaryota; Viridiplantae; Streptophyta; Magnoliopsida; Caryophyllales; Amaranthaceae. Gene Ontology annotation, cellular component: Golgi apparatus. Gene Ontology annotation, molecular function: antiporter activity; GDP-fucose transmembrane transporter activity.